GUCCCGCCUCACCUUCAGCGUCACCUCUGCGCCUCCUCAGCCGCGCUGAAUGGAUUAACCUCCGGGAGCCAUGCGGUACCGGCACCGAGCCCCCGCAGCGACCCGAGCCGCUUCGGAUGGAGGAGAGUCCGGUUUCCACAUUUCCGCAGCCGCCGUGUGCACUGCAGGCGCGGAGCGAAGAUCCAUGAUCUCAACAGAAAAGGAAACCGGUUCGUCCGGCUCGGCGGGCCGCCCCGCGCUGCGGAUUCAUUGCUACGUUCCCGGCGGACGGAGAGGCUGCUGACUGUGUGUCCCAGGCCCGGUUCGGAGCUCCUUCAUGACCCGGGAUGGAGAACUGUUGCCGCGCAUGCUGCCCCUGCUUCUCCCGGCUCUGGAACUGGAUCUGGCCGGCUCCCCGCUACCCGCCCGUCCCGAACCUGGUCAUCGCCAACCCGGGGGCCCGGUCGGAGGAGAUCCGCACCGUGUCCGGGGACAUCCGCGCCCCGUCGCCCAAGAAGCGGCCGGUGCAGCUGUACGCGGCACUGUACGACUUCCAGGCCCGGAGCGACGACGAGCUGACGGUGAAGGAGGGAGACAAGCUGUCGGUGAUCGAGAAGCGGGGCGACUACGUGCUGGCCCAGAAGCUGACCGGAGCGCCGCAGUCCGGGCUCAUCCCGGCCAACUACGUGGCUCUGCUGCAGGACGAGUUCGCCAAACACAAGUGGUAUUACGGGAACAUAAACCGGGGGAAAGCAGAGAAGCUGCUGCUCGCUUCCCAAAACAAAGAUGGCGCCUUCCUGGUUCGCAUCAGUGAGAGUCACAGCGACGAGUACACGGUGUCUGCGCGGAGCGAGGGGAAGGUUUUCCACUUCCGGGUGCAGCGCUCGGUGAUCGGAGCGUACUUCGUCUCAGACAAGCUGUCGUUCGCCACGCUGGGCGAGUUGAUCUCCUACUACCAGAAGAACCCGCGGAGCCUCGGCGUGAUUCUGGAGGAGCCCUGCGCCCAGCAGCGGGAACUCUUCGACAUGGAGCCUUGGGAGAGACCGCGGGAAGAGUUCAAACUGCACCACAAACUGGGAGAAGGAAACUUUGGACAAGUAUGGGAAGCCAUUUGGAUCAAAGAGAACCGGAAAGUGGCCAUAAAGAUGCUGAAACAAGAGGACACGAAGCAGGACGAGUUUGUGAAGGAGGUGCAGGCGCUGAAGAGCCUCCACCACCCGAAGCUGAUCCAGCUGCUGGCCAUGUGCUCCAGAGGGGAACCCGUCUACAUCGUCACCGAACUCAUGAGCAAAGGGAGCCUCAAGUCCUACCUGGACUCUGAAGAAGGAAAGCUGCUGAAAACGGCUCAUCUCAUCUACAUGAGCGGCCAGAUCGCAGACGGCAUGGGCUACCUGGAGGACAGACACAUCGUCCACAGAGACCUGGCCGCCAGAAACAUCCUGGUGGGAGACAACCUGAUCUGCAAGGUGGCCGACUUCGGACUGGCUCGGAUAAUUAAGGACAGCGUGUACACUGCCAGCAGAAACACCAAGAUCCCGGUACGGUGGACAGCGCCUGAGGCGGCGCUGCACCAACGCUUCUCUGUCAAAUCAGACGUCUGGUCGUUUGGCGUGCUUCUGUAUGAGAUGAUGUCACGCGGGAAAAUGCCGUACGAAGGAAAAAGCAAUAAGGAGGUGAUGGACAUUUUGAAAUCGGGGCAUCGGCUGGGCUGUCCCGACCGCUGCCCUCCCAAUAUUUACCGGAUCAUGAAGGACUGCUGGCACACCGACCCGACCCAAAGGCCGUCGUUCCACGCCCUGCAGAACCAGCUGGACGCCAUUUAUCAACGCAUUUAUUACAAAACCGUGGAGGUUUAGAGGCGAACGGCGGUUUUCCUCUGCAGGUUGGCAGGAAGUGGCGAGGCGGAGCGAUGAGGACCGCUCCUCUCCUUGUUUCUGUUUGGGAAAAUGACGCAGAGCAGCGACCCAAACCAACAUGGAGGACAAACUGGACAGAAGCCCAGCGGUAUUUUAGAGUAUUUAAAUACACCAGAGAAACUCCUUAAACUGGUUUUAAACUCCACUCUGGUGUUUCAGAGGCUGUAAUAGUGGAAAUCGUCAGUAUGUGCCAUGCUGAGCCUGAACUGGGAAUGUUACGGUUUCACUUCUGUUUCCGAUGCAAAGCAAGUCGUGAAACUGGAGAUUUUGUGCAAUAAUUUUCAGCCGCAUUAGACUAGAGAAAGGGAAAUGAAUUAGUGUCUUAGCUUGACUCUUCCUCCUCUUGAGCUAAAUAUCUUGAAGAAAAGGUUUUGUUUGCUGGUUAAAUGACUGUUUUCAUCAAACCGCAUCCAGACGUAACGAUCUCUGAAACCUGCGUCUCCUUUACAUUAAAGAGAUCAGGAAUAAACUGUACAGGAAAUAACACGUCUUCCUCUGCUAAGACUUUGGUUUAAGGAUCAGCGACGGCGCAUCUUAAAUUUAAAGGUGCAUUUAUUUUUGUUUAGCUUAGCUUAACUAGCAGCCUAAGGAACGUAGCCGUAGUUAGCCUCCCAGGUAGCCCCUAACUUAGCUCCAAUGCUAGCGCAUGUGGAAGAGCUCAGUAGCUGCGUUUCCAUUACAAAAAUGCACAAAACUUUUUCAAUAAUCAAUAAUGCUGAAAAAACACAGUUAUGGUGUUUUGAUUAAAUCAGAUCAGAAUUAAAAUCACAAGUGAAUAAGUUUAUUCACGUGAUAAUUCAUUUAAAGACGUGCUCCUCCAUCUACUUCCUGUUUGUCUUCUUCAUGGUUUCUGUCAGUGGUAACAUCUGGUUGUUGAUCAUGUGACUCGUGAUGCGAAACAAAAUGGUUUCCGUUGAAGUUCUGUGACAAACAAAUUUAAAUACAGCUGAAAAAAAAUCGCCUCAUCCUGGCAACAAAACCUUUUAUGGCUUCAUGGCAUGUCUCUAUUAAGCAAAUUAAUUUUAGAAAUAUAAAAUUGUGCGUUUAUGCGGUGAAUAGAAACACAGCUAAGGUUUGAGUUUUAGCUUGAAUUUCUGCAACUCUGCUAAAAUCUAAUAUCUGCAGCUUUUGUGAAAUCCUGCGGCUGAAUCUUCCAGGUGGGACCAGGGUUCAUAUUUAACAUGCACAUCCUGUUUACUGUCACUGAGCUCUUGUUUUGAAGCAGGGAGCAUGCUGGCUUGCUGUGUGGUUUGGUACAUGUAGCCCUUAGCACAGUUACUGUAGCCUGCUGCAUUUAGACCCAAACUGAUUCUCUGACAUGGGCUGAAAUAUUUAAUGUUCAGAAAAAUGACUUGUGCUCCAGUGCUGCUCUCAGGACAGACUGUAAGAAGAUCUAUUUUUGUAUUUUUGUUUGUGCACUUCUCUGCGCUUCCUGGCGUUUAAACAGUUUACCUGUUGCAGGCAUUUAUGGAGGCUCGGCUACAUUUUACACAUCUAAAGCAUCCUAACAGGAACAUUUUUAAAAUGUUUUUUUAAUCAGCACAAGAUGAACUUGAAGCGCUUGAAAAGCCACUGGAGCUCGGUGCCAACAGGCCUUAAGCUCUUCUGACGGGCCAAACCGAUGUCCAGUAACAACUAGUGCCUACGUUUACACUGCGGACCGAACACGAAGCUAACCAACGACACACGAGCUACAGGACGGACAUCUGGACUCGCAGCACUUUCUGUGGAGUUUUCUUUAUUUGAAGCACAUAAAACUAAACAAAUCUUGCAACUUGCAAUGCAAUUUGUGAAUGAACCAAUUUUGUGUGUUUUUAUGCAUGAUGUUUGCAGCAGACGGAGCCAAGUUCAGGAAACUUGAGCCAUAAUCACCAAAUUAUGAGUAUGUUUGUAUUUAUGGCUGUUUGUGUUCUGGUACCAAAUGCAAGUUAUGCAAAGAAUAAAAUAUUUUAAGUAUUGUUUU
This is a messenger RNA of Gambusia affinis (western mosquitofish), 3858 nucleotides long. It is a transcript of the gene srms, whose product is annotated as src-related kinase lacking C-terminal regulatory tyrosine and N-terminal myristylation sites. Lineage: Eukaryota; Metazoa; Chordata; Actinopteri; Cyprinodontiformes; Poeciliidae. Bases 327 to 1835 code for a protein of 502 amino acids. Gene Ontology annotation, cellular component: extrinsic component of cytoplasmic side of plasma membrane. The transcript has 8 exons. Gene Ontology annotation, biological process: innate immune response; cell surface receptor protein tyrosine kinase signaling pathway; cell differentiation. Gene Ontology annotation, molecular function: ATP binding; signaling receptor binding; non-membrane spanning protein tyrosine kinase activity. The record is from RefSeq and is a predicted model, not a curated record.